This is a messenger RNA of Porites lobata, 5140 nucleotides long. NCBI's taxonomy places the organism in Eukaryota, Metazoa, Cnidaria, Anthozoa, Scleractinia, Poritidae. The record is from the annotation of a GenBank genome assembly.
AUUUUGGCCAAUUUAGAGAUUUUCGCUUUCCAAAAUCCUGAGUUCAAGAUCUUGGCUGAUUUCAAGAUUUUAGCAUUCCAAAAUCCUGAAUUCAAGACUUUGGCCGAUUUCAAAAUUUUACCUUUCCAAAAUCAUGAAUUCAAGAUUUUGGUCGAUUGGGAGAUUUUAGCUAUCCAUAAUCCUGAAUUCAACAUUUUGGCCGAUUUCAAAAUUUUAGCUUUCCAAAAUCAUGAAUUCAAGAUUUUGGCCUUUUUCAAGAUUUUCGCUUUCCAAAAUCCUGUAUUCACGAUCUUGGCUGAUUUCAAGAUUUUAGCUUUCCAAAAUCCUGAAUUCGAGAUCUUGGCUGAUUUCAAGAUUUUAGCUUUCCAAAAUCCUUAAUUGAAGAUCUUGGCUGAUUUCAAGAUUUUAGCUUUCCAAACUCCUGAAUUCAAGAUCUUAGCUGAUUUCAAGAUUUUAGCUUUCCAAAAUCCUUAAUUCAAGAUCUUGGCUGAUUUCAAGAUUUUAGCUUUAAAAAAUCCUGAAUUCAAGAUCUUAGCUCAUUUCACGAUCUUAGGUGUCCAACCUCCUGAAUUCAAGAUCUUGGCCGAUUUGCAAAUUUUAGCUUUCCAAGAUCCUGAAUUCAAGAUUUUUGCCAAUUUUAAGAUUUUCGCUUUCCAAAAUCCUGAGUUCAAGAUCUUGGCUGAUUUCAAGAUUUUAGCUUUCCAAAAUCCUCAAUUGAACAUUUUGGCCAAUUUAAAGAUUUUAGCUUUCCAAAAUCCUAAAUUCAAGAUUUUGGCCGAUUUUAAGAUUUUAGGUUUCCAAAAUCCUGAAUUCAAGAUUUUGGUCGAUUUCAAGAUUUUAUCUUUCCAAAAUCCUGAAUUCAACAUUUUGGCCGAUUUCAUGAUUUUAGCUUUCCAAGAUACUAACUUCAAGUUUUUGGCCGAUUUUAAGAUUUUAGCUUUCCAUAAUCCUGAAUUCAAGAUUUUGGCCGAUUUCAAGAUUUUAGCUUUCGAAAAUCCUGAAUUCAAGAUCUUCGCAGAUUUGAUAAUUUUACUUUUCCAGAAUCCUGAAUUCAGGAUUUUGGGCGAUAUCAAGAUUUUAGCUUUUCAAAAUUCUGAAUUCAACAUUUUGGCCUAUUUCAUGAUUUUAGCUUUCCAAGAUACUAAGUUCAAGAUUUUGCCCGAUUUUAAGAUUUUAGCUUUCCAUAAUCCUGAAUUCAAGGUCUUGGCUGAUUUUAAGAUUUUAGCUAUCCAAAAUCCUGAAUUCAAGAGGUUGGCUGAUUUCAAGAUUUUGGCCGAUUUCUAGAUUUUAGCCUUCCAAAAUCCUGAAUUCAAGAUUUUGGUCGAUUUCAAGAUUUUAGCUGACCAAAAUCCUGAAUUGAAGAUUUUGUCCAAUUUCAAGCUUUUACCUUUCCAACAUCCUAAUUUCAAGAUCUUUGCUGAUCUUAAGAUUUUAGCUUUCAAAGGUCCUAAAUAUAAGAUUUUGGCCGAUUGAAAGAUUUUAGCUUUGCAAAAUCCUGAAUUCAAGAUUUUAGCCGAUUUCAAGAUUUUUUCUUUCCAAAAUCCUGAAUACAAGAUUUUGGCCGAUUUUAGGAUUUCAGCUUUGCUAUGUCCUGAAUUCAAGAUCUUUGCUGAUUUCAAGAUUUUAGCUUUCCAAAAUCCUGAAUUCAAGAUUUUGGCCAAUUUCGAGAUUUUAGCUGUCCAAAAUCCUGAAUUCACGAUUUUGGCCGAUUUGAAAAUUUUAGCCUUUCUAAUUCCUGAAAUCAAGAUUUUGCUCGAUUUGAAGAUUUUAACGUUGCACAAUCCUGAAUUCAAGAUUUUGGCCGAUUUUAAGUUUUUAGCUUUCCAAGAUCCUGAAUGUAAGAUUUUGGCCGAUUUUAAGUUUUUAGCUUUCCAAGAUGCUGAAUGUAACAUUUUGGCCGAUUUUAAGAUUUUAGCUUUCCAAAAUACUGAAUUCAAGAUUUUGUUCUAUUUCAAGAUUUCAGCGUUCGAAAAUCCUGAAUUCAAGAUCUUGGCCUAUUUCAAGAUUUUAGUUUUCCAGAAUCCUGAAUUCAAGAUUUUGGGCGAUAUGAAGAUUUUAGCUUUCCAAAAUCGUGAUUUCAAGAUUUUGUCCAAUUUCAAGAUUUUAGCUUUCCAAGAUCCUUCAUUCAAGAUUUUUGCCCAUUUUAAGAUUUUAGCUUUCCAAAAUCCUGAGUUCAACAUCUUGGCCGUUUUCAUGAUUUUAGCUUUCCUAAAUCCCGAAAGCAAGAUUUUGGCCGAUUUCAAGAUUUUAGCUUUUGAAGAUCCUGAAUGUAAGAUUUUAGCCGAUUUCAAGAUAUUAGCUUUCCAAAAUCUUGAAUUCAAGAUCUUGGCUGAUUUCAAGAUUUUACCUUUCCAAAAUACUGAAUUGAAGAUCUCGGCUGAUUUCAAAAUUUUGCUUUCCAAAAUCCUGAAUUCAAGAUUUUGGCCGAUCUCAAGAUUUUAGCUUUCCAAAAUCCUGAAUUCAAGAUCUCCGCCGAUUUGAAAAUCUUAGCUUUCCAAGAUCCUGAAGUCAAGAUUUUGGGCGAUUUCAAGAUCUUAGGUGUCCAAAAUCCUGAAUUCACCGUCUUGGCCGAUUUCAAGAUUUUAGCCUUCCUAAAUCCUGAAUUCAAGAUUUUCGCCGAUUGCAAGAUUAUAGCCUUCCUAAAUCCUGAAUUCAGGUUCUCAGCUGAUUUCAAGAUUUUAGCUUUCCAAAAUCCUGAAUUCAAGAAAUUGCCUAAACUCAAGAUUUUAGCUUUCCAAAAUCCUGAAUUCAAAAUGUUGGGUGAUUUCAAGAUUUCAGCUUUCCAAAAUCCUCAAUUCAAGAUCUUGGCUGAUUUCAAGAUUUUAGCUUUCCAAAAUCCUGAAUUGAAGAUCUUGGCUGAUUUCAAAAUUUUAGCUUUCCAAAAUCCUGAAUUCAACAAUUUGGCCGAUUUCAAGAUUUUAGCUUUCCAAAAUCCUGAAUUGAAGAUCUUGGCUGAUUUCAAGAUUUUAGCCGCUUUCCAAAAUCCUAAAUUUACGAUUUUGGUCGAUUUCAAGAUUUUAGCUGGCCAAAAUUCCCAAUUCAAGAAUUUUGCUGGUUUCAAGAUCUUAGCUUUCCAAAAUCCUGAAUUCAACAUUUUGGCCGAGUUCAUGAUUUUAGCUUUCCAAGAUCCUAAAUUCAAGAUUUUGGCCGAUGUCAAGAUUUUAGCUUUCCAAAAUCCUGAAUUCAAGAUUUUUGUCGAUUUCAAGAUUUUAGCUGUCCAAAAUCCUGAAUUCAAGAUUUUGGCCGAUUACAAGAUCUUAGCGUUCGAAAAUCCUGAAUUCAAGAUCUUGGCUGAUUUCAAGAUUUUAGGUUUCUAAAAUAAUGAAUUCACGAUCUUGGCUAAUUUCAAGAUUUUAGCUUUCCAAAAUCCUGAAUUCACGAUCUUGGCUGAUUUCAAGAUUUUAGCUUUCCAAAAUUCUAAAUUCAAGAUCUUUCCUGAUUUCAAGAUUUUAGCUGUAAAAUAUCCUGAAUUCAAGAUCUUGGCUGAUUUCAAGAUUUUAGCUUUCCAAAAUUCUGAAUUCAAGAUAUUGGCCGAUUUCGAGAUGUUAGCUUUCCAAAAUCAUGUAAGCAAGAUUCAGGAUUUUGGAAAGCCUGAUUUCAUGAUUUUAACUUUCCAAAAUGCUGAAUUCAAGAUUUUGGGCGAUUUCAAGAUUUUAGGUGUCCAAAAUCCUAAAUUCACCGUUUUGGCCGAUUUCAAGACUUUAGCCUUUCCAAAAUCCUAAAGUCAAGAUUUUGGCCGAUUUCAAUAUUUUAGAUUUAUAAAAUCCUGACUUCAAGAUUUUGGCUGAGUUCAUGAUUUUAGCUAUCCAAGAUCCUGAAUUCAAUAUUUUGGCCGAUUUGAAAAUUUUAGCUUUCAGAAAUCCUGAAUUCAAGAUUUUGUCCAAAUUCAAGAUUUUACGUGUCCAACAUCCUGAAUUGAAGAUCUUGGCCGAUUUAAAAAAUUUUAGCUUUCUAAGAUCCUGAAUUCAAGAUUUUGGCCGAUUUCAAGAUUUAAGCUUUCCAAAAUCCUGAAUUCAAGAUUUUGGUCGAUUUCAAGAUUUUAGCUCUGCAAGAUCCCCAAUUCAAGAUUUUGGCCGAUUACAAGAUUUUAGCUUUCCAAAAUCCUGAAUUGAAGAUCUCAGCUGAUUUCAAAAUUUUGCUUUCCAAAAUCCUGAAUUCAAGAUUUUGGCCGAUUUAAAGAUUUUAGCUUUCCAAAAUCCUGAAUUCAAAAUCCUGGCUGAUUUCAAGAUUUUAGCUGUUCAACUUCCUGAAUUCAAGAUCUCGGCCGAUUUGAAAAUUUUAGCUUUCCAAGAUCCUGAAGUCAAGAUUUUGGCCGAUUUUAAGAUUUUAGCUGUCCAAAAUCCUCAGUUCAAGAUUUUGGCCGAUUACAAGAUUAUAGGUUUCCAAAAUCCUGAUUUCAAGAUUUUGGCCGAUUGCAAGAUUUUAGCCUUCCGAAAUCCUGAAUUCAGGUUCUCAGCUGAUUUCAAGAUUUUAGAUUUCCAAAAUCCUGAAUUCAAGAAACUGCCCUAUUUCAAGAUUUUAGCUUUCCAAAAUCCUCAAUUCAAGAUCUCGGCUGAUUUCAAGAUUUUAGCUUUCCAAAAUCUUGAAUUCAAGAUCUUUGCUGAUUUCAAGAUUUUAGCUUUGCAAAAUCCUGAAUUCAAGAUCUUGGCUGAUUUCAAGAUUUUAGCUUUCCAAAAUCCUGAAUUCAAGAUUUUGGAGGAUUUGAAGAUUUUAGCUGUCCAACAUCCUGAAUUCAAGAUCUUGGCCUAUUUAAAAAAUUUUAGCUUUCCCAGAUCCUGAAUUCAAGAUUUUGGACGAUUUCAAGAUUUUAGGUUUCCUAAGUCCUGAAAGCAAGAUCUUGGCUGAUUUCAGGAUUUUAGCUUUCCAAAAUCCUGAAUUUAAGAUUUUGACCGAUUUCAAGAUUUUAGCUUUCCAAAAUCCUGAAUUCAAGAUCUUGGCUGAUUUCAAGAUUUUAGCUUUCCAAAAUCCUGAAUUCAAGAUCUUGGCUGAUUUCAAGAUUUUAGCUUUCCAAAAUCCUCAAUUGAACAUUUUGGCCGAUUUCAAGAUUUUAGCUUUGGAAAAUCCUGAAUGCAAGAUCUUGGCUGAUUUCAAGAUUUUAGCUUUCCAUAAUCCUAAAUUCGAGAUGUUCGCUGAUUUCAAG